This is a messenger RNA of Dermacentor silvarum, 2113 nucleotides long. RefSeq lists its product as uncharacterized. Lineage: Eukaryota; Metazoa; Arthropoda; Arachnida; Ixodida; Ixodidae. The transcript is spliced from 5 exons. Gene Ontology annotation, molecular function: sequence-specific DNA binding; zinc ion binding. Gene Ontology annotation, biological process: regulation of transcription by RNA polymerase II; spermatogenesis; oocyte development. Gene Ontology annotation, cellular component: nucleus. Bases 345 to 1604 code for a protein of 419 amino acids. The record is from RefSeq and is a predicted model, not a curated record.
GUGCGCAGCCGCAUACGUCGACCGACCGACGGCAGAUCCAGAUUGUCGUUUCCCUGCGGCAUCCUGGCGCUCGUCACUUGCGAGAGACCUUCGACGAUUCUGUGAGUAUAGGAUUUAUCGUAUAGCCCUGUCGCCGGACGUUAAGGGCAUCGUUAAACUACAGUUGCCGUUCGAGAGCGAUCGUGUCCAGGCAACCCAGUCGCCGUCACUGUGCUUGGCUCAGCCAGCCUCUGACCUCGCCACCCCCUCCGGAGACGCCAGACGUCUAGAGUGUGCUUCGUCAUCCACCGCGCGACCAGACACUGCAGGCGCGCAGCUUGCACCGUUGAGACGUCGUUGAAGCUAUGACUUCGCGAAGCGACCGAUGUUCUUCAGACUUCCGUCGUGACACCGGCGGCAACUCCGUGUCCACGCUGUGUUUCAAGUCAGCUGCUUCGGGAAACAUGCGACGCUUUGACGGAUUCCACGAGCAGAGAAGAGUUCCGUACGACAGCCGAUAUUGUGAACCGUAUCAACCGUACGCCUGCCCUCCGUACGACAAGUAUCUGCGGCCUUAUUCUCCUAGCAACGCGAACCGUUCUCACUGGAAGGACUCCGGAGGUACAUGGUGCAUUGCGGACAGCGCACCUGCCAAUGUCAAUUCAGGACUUUUGCCUACGCCGUUGCGGUAUACGGAUUUGUUUCCGCACAACCUAGACUCGGAGCCGUUUGACACCUCUGGUGAGACGGAAAGGCUUAUGAAGAUUCAUUUCUUGGCUGAAGAGAUAGUGGCCCGUGAAGCGGCCGUAGUCUCCAACCGUGACGCCGUCUCGACGGUAGUCGGCUGCGGAUCCUACUCAACUACGGAGCCGACGAAUCCUGCAAAACCUUCGGCGCCGUUCCCGUCGGUGGCGUCGCUGAGCUUGAAGAACCUGGCAGAGUCGUCGCUCAUGCCCCUAGCCGAAGCAGCUGACAAUUCAAUUCGCGUCACCGUCCAGAAGGCGGCCUCGUCGUCCGCGGCGGCGACGUCAGCGGAGACUUCGAAGCAGCUGCCGACUGAACCCGCCGAGACGUCGCUUCCUACGCCUGACGGACCGUCAACCGUCGCGGAGAACUCGAACGGUUCGCCAGGGGGACGUUGCUCGAGUGCUGCGGCCUAUUCGUCGCAGACCGGCGGUCGCCGAAAGAAGGCGAUUCCGCGAAAGAGUCCCAGUGUCGACGACCCCAGCUUCAAGGGCGCCGUGGUUCACAUGCGACUCCAGAUGGUCAACGGAAUGGCAAAGCUCAAGAUGGAGCAUUACUACAACAACAUGCAGCGGCGAGGCGUGCUAAGACCGGACUACGCCGAGAUCAGCGAAUCGGAGGACGACUUUGAGUACGCCAGAAAGGAGGACGUCGAACAGCAAGACAAACAGUGCGCCUCUUGCGCUACCAAGUUAACACCGCUAUGGAGGGACGCCGAGGACGGCACACCGUUGUGCAAUGCGUGCGGCAUCAGGUACAAGAAGUACAAAGUGCGCUGUACCCGCUGCUGGCACAUUCCUAGGAAGAACGACAACACCCGGAGCGACUGCAAAGAGUGUGGGGGCACGCUGCGCUUCGUCGUGCGAAAGUCGUGCGGCUGAAAGAAGCCGCUUUUUUACAUCUCGUGCCAGUACGAGUUUGAUUUCUUUUCUCGCUUUGCGAAGCGCGCUUGCAAGCUAUUUCUGUAUAGGCGCCUUGUAACACUGCCAUACACACACUUCACACCUUUUGUGUUCCCUGGAUGUCGAAGAAAGACCUAAGCUUCCUCAUAAGAUUUCAAUAAACGUUCCAUUUACUGCUUAUUCCUCCGAUGCAGACAUCUGUUGUUGUUACCUACCCUCGCAAUAGCGCGUCAUUCAAUAGCUACUCAAUCGGGGGUAGGUAUGAACUGUUUUCGGGGGCCGACCUAUAUUCCAGUUUAUACGGUGUAAUGUAAUGUGUCAGACCGCUGUGCAUUGUAUGUUUUCUCCAGAGCUUAUUCGGCAUGCAACCAUGCACCAGGCGUACUAAUAAAACAGUGUAUGUUCGUUGAAUUGAAUCUCAAACAGAUAUGCAGAAAUUCGCGGCGCUUGUUGUCUCGAUUUUAUUUGUCUGUUACCGAUUUAAUACC